AUGAUUAUCAUCAAGGCAACCCUGCGCGAUGAGACUCGCCGCCUCAUGUUCGACUCGAAUGGCUUCCCCGAGUACGACGACGUGCAGCAGAGGCUCCGCGCAAUCUUCAAUCUCCCGAGCACCGCCCACCCUUUCUGGUCCAACGUGCUCUUCUUCCCCGAUGACACCAAGCCGUCGCGCAUCAAGUUCAAGCACCAUGUAUGCACGGCCGAAGAGUACAAGCAGGCCCAACAGCCCUUCAGUCGCAUUACGGGGUACCCUAGCCCCCUCCUCGUCUUCACCGUCCUCCUCUCGUCCGACUCGAGGAUGAACAAGAUUCGCGACUUCCAUCGCUCGGCCAAGCUCCAGGCCGACCUGGCCCAGCUCGAGACCGACAUUCGCGCUCUCGAGGACGACCUCGUCGAGCGCCACCAGCUCCUCGUCGCUCUCGAGGACAAGGUUGAAGACUGCCAGCUCCAGAACGACGACGUUGGCGUCGGCUACUGGUCUGACCGCGCCGAGGAGAAGCGUCGCUCGCUCCCCCAGCUCGACGAGCAGCUGCGCGGGUGGCGCAUCUCUCGCCGCAACAUUCUUGACGACCUCGACGCCGUUCGCCCUACGGGCCUCUCGCUCCGCCAGUGGGCUGACCUUGAGAAGACUGCCGAGAACCGGCGCACCGAAGAGACCAACCAGGAGCUUUGCGCCUGGCAGAUUGAGAACAACGACGACCCGUCGUCGCCCUUCCCGCCACUCGACUCGGUGCUUCAUGGUGCAGCCAACAACGGACGUGGACCUCGCCCUGGUCACCACCCGUACGCAUGGGACGGCUUUGCCAACCUCGGCGCGCCUCCUCCCCCGCCUCCAGGCAUGCGUCCUCCCCCGCACGUUCCCGCUGCCAUUCGGUCGCUCUUCAACCCUCCCGAGAAUGCGGGUCGUGAGAUUGGUCAACUUCUUGACCGCUUCCUCGUCCACUUCCAAGGCCAACUCGUCGAGACCCUCGACGACUUUGCUGCGCGUAUCGCCCCCGCCUCAGCUGCAGCUCCAUCCCAAUCGCAGGACGACGCUGCCCCGCAUGUUCCUGGUGCCUUUGUCACCACGCCGCCCACCCAGGCCCACGCGGCGCAACCAUCUGAGGCUGAGGAGCCAAAGUGCAAGAAGCACGCCAAAGGUGGUUUCAGACACAAGCACAUUACCUGCGAUGGCUGUCUGACCGGCAUCCGUGGCAUGCGGUACCACUGCCUCGUUUGCCCAGACUAUGACCUGUGUGGAACCUGUCUUCCCCUUCUCCACACCGAGGAGCUGCACCCUCCCAGCCACACGUUCAAGGCGAUGCUCCACCGCGGACUCGAGGAGCGUAUUACGUUUGGUGGCACCGAGCCGACCCGCCCUUCGCAGCAGUCGUGUCGUCACCCUGCCACAUGUGAUGUCUGCGACCAGAACAUUAUCGGUGUUCGCUGGAAGUGCCUCGAAUGUGUCGACUGGGAUUGCUGCUCGUCCUGCGCCAAGUCUGUCGGCACGACGCACCCCGGUCACUCGUUUGUCAAGCUCCACAAGGCCACCGACUACGUCUCCAACCCGCUCAGCGACGCCAAGGCGAACGUGACUCACCCGUAUGUCAUCUGCGACGGUUGCAACGACACUAUUCGCGGCGCUCGCUACAAGUGCAUGCACCCCAGCUGCGCGGGAACCCCGGCGGGCUAUGACUUGUGCGAAAAGUGCGAGGCCAAGCCCGUCCCCGUCCACCCCGAGGACCACCCAAUGCUCAAGAUCAAGACCCCGCUUCGCGUCAACGUUCAGUCGUCGUUUGACCCGAUCGACAAGGUCUACGAUGACCACCACCGCCGCUUCCGCGUGCCCAAGACUGCCCCCAAGGCCGCGUCGCCUCCCAAGACCAAGACUACCUGCAACGCUCCUUCGGCGCAGGCUUGCUCAUCGAGCCGUACAGUCCAGCCCUCCGCGUUCAGCCGUGGCGGCGAGUACGCCAAGGCAAUGGACGCGCUCAUCGAGACCAUGUCGCUUGCUGGCACCGAGAUCCGUGUCCCCGGUGGCUACGUGAUCAGCAAGGGUGCCGAGCAGGCCAGCAACAUUGCAUCGAGCAGCAAGGCCGUCUCUGUCAAGACGGAGGAGGAGGAGAUGGCGUCUCUGGCUACCCCAAUGGCACCUACCGUGGCGUCUCCCAAGCUUAUCGCCGAGCCUGCCGCGCCUGUUAUUGAGCGCACCGUUACGCCUGUUCCCGUCGGCAGUUUCCCCGUCACGCCCGUCAAGACUGCUCCCUCCGCCACACCUAUCCCGUCCGCGCCGAUCCCGUCGUGGAAGACCCCGGAGCCUGUGACCUUCAAGUCGUCGGGCCCCACUGGCCGACCUUUUGCCCAGCCCACCCCUCCCAAGGUUGUUGAUGAAGCCUGGGAGUGCAAGACCUGCACCCUCAUGAACCCUGCUUCGGCAGUGGACAAGCGUGUCGUUUGCGAAGCUACCAAGCCAGAGAAGCGCAUUGUGAUUGAGGAGGUCACCAAGGAUGUCGAGGUCGAGCAGGAGACGGUCAAGGAGACUGUUACCGAGGACCCUAUCACCAAGAUCAUUGCCGCGGCGGCUCCCCCGCUCACCAAGGAGCCUAUCGGCCCCAACGACAUCUUCACCUACGUCCGCCACGCUACCAUUCCACCCGGCACCCGUCUGCCCGCUGGCGCGGAAUUCACAAAGACCUGGACUGUCCGCCACUACGCCAACGGCUCGGACUUUGAGUUUGACAACCUCAAGCUCGUUCACAAGACCGACGGUGCCCUUGGCCGUCACUGCAAGCCCCACGUCGCCGUCCGCCGCGAGGAUGUCGUCAACGGCGAGGACGUCGAGGUCAAGGUUGAGGGCCUGAUCGUCCCCGACCAGCCUGGCGAGGAGGUCAUGGAGAUGUGGCGUUUCGAAGACGACAAGGGCGUUGCCUAUGGCCAACCCCUCCGUGUCCGGAUCCACGUUGAGGAGACCAACUCGGGCGAGGCGUCGCUUGCCUCGUCUUCGUCGUCGUUUGUCCUCCCGCAGGCGCCCGUUGCCUCGCAGACCCCCGACGAGUUUGUCGAAGUCGAGGCCGUCUCGGCUGCCGAGUUCAACGACCGCCUCUCGGAAGUCGCCCCUCCGACCCCGGACGCCGACGAUGUGUCGUCUGUCUUUUCGUUCUCGGACGUUGAGAAUGACGUUACCGUCACGGCUGCGCCACAGACGGUCUCGUCGACUGAGAGCGAGGUCUCGGACGAGUACGACUUUGUCGACGAGUCGUUUGACGGCGAGACCACCGAGGACGGCUUCUGA
Apiotrichum porosum is the source of this 3279-nucleotide messenger RNA. RefSeq lists its product as uncharacterized. The coding region runs from base 1 to 3279 and encodes 1092 amino acids. Lineage: Eukaryota; Fungi; Basidiomycota; Tremellomycetes; Trichosporonales; Trichosporonaceae. Gene Ontology annotation, biological process: aggrephagy; mitophagy; endosome organization. Gene Ontology annotation, cellular component: amphisome; aggresome. The record is from RefSeq and is a predicted model, not a curated record. Gene Ontology annotation, molecular function: K63-linked polyubiquitin modification-dependent protein binding; zinc ion binding; protein kinase C binding. The transcript has 5 exons.